UCUAUUUACAAUUAUAUUUAAAUCUUGCAAACUUGAACGCGUCUGUUGAAAGUUUAACGAACUUGUUUUGAGAAACUAAUUUUGGUCAAGAUUACCACUCAACAUCUUCUAUUUGCAAAAGACUACUAAAAUAGUCGAUUUUUAAUUUUGCGUUUAUUGUCAGAAAAUGCAUAAAGAAACAUCUCCGCUGCUUGACGAAAUUAACUUAAAUGUAUGGAGUCAAAGCAAAAAUGAAAACGAAUGCGAAUCACAGUUAGCAAGUGAUGUUGUUACAAAAGAAGAAUACAGUUCAUUGUUGAAUUCAGAAACUAAAGAUUUAAAGACACCCGAAAGAGCAACAAAUUUAGCAGCAGUUAUGCAUUUAUUCAAAGCUAGUGUUGGCACUGGUAUCUUAAGUCUUCCUACAGCAAUUAAAGAUGGCGGUACUAUUGUAGGUUCAGUUGGCAUAGUUAUCAUAGCAAUUAUGUCAGUUCACUGCAUGCAUUUGCUAAUAAAAUGUUCACAUUACUUGAGUAAAAAAUAUCAUUGUCAGCAUCUUUCUUAUGGCGAAGUGGCAGAGUUUGCAAGCAAACCAUAUCUUGGUGAUAAAUCCACUGUAUUAAAAAAAUUGGUCAAUGCUUUUUUGACAAUCAAUCAGUUAGGAAUAUGCUCGGUUUACAUUGUUUUUAUUGCUAAAACCAUUGUUGAAAUAACUGCUAUUGUAAUAAGUUUAGAUACCAGACUUAUUAUUUUAUGUUUGGUUCCGAUAACAAUUCUAUUCUCACUUAUUCGCAGUUUAGAAAAAAUUGCGUAUAUUUCUACAUUUGCUAAUGUGCUUUCUGUUACUGGACUUAUUAUGAUUCUUCAGUUUCUUGGAAGAAAUUUGAAGAAUCCUGCAAUUUAUCCAAUGUUUGCUGGAUGGAAUCGUCUGGGUAUUUUUUUUAGCAUUACUAUUUAUGCUUUUGAAGGAAUUACAGUUGUGCUUCCUCUUUAUAAUGAGGUAAGCAAACCUGAAGACUUUCCUUGGGUUAUCAACUUCAGUAUGACUUUAGUCACAGCCUUUUAUGUCAUGGUUGGAAUGUUUGGAUAUAUUGCUUAUGGCGAUAAAAUUUCUGGAAGUGUUACUUUAAAUUUACCAGAUAAUUGGUUGUAUGAUACUGUAAAAUGUAUAUAUGCUGUCGGAACAUUUCUUUCAUUUUUCAUCCAAUUUUAUGUUCCUAUGGAAAUUAUGCUUCCAUAUCUUCUGUCAAAAUUUAAAACUAGAAGGCUUAAUAUGCUUGAUUAUUUGUUUAGAGCAUUGUUUGUGGUAUUCACAUGUUUGUGUGCUAUUGGAAUACCUCAAAUUGGCAAUUUCAUAUCCCUUAUUGGCGCUGUAACAAGCUCAAGCCUUGCAAUAAUAUUUCCAGCUUCGAUUCACAUUCUUACAUUUAAAAAAGAAGAUCUUUCAAAAUUAGCUUUUGCAAAAAAUCUGCUUUUAAUACUUAUUGGGGUAGUAGCAUUUGUUAUUGGCACGUAUUCAUCUUUACUAGCAAUUGCUGAUGGGUUUCGUUCAUCAAAAAAUAAAUAUUUAUAUUUGUUAAAUGCGUUGUUAUUCAUACAUGAAGUGUUUGCAAUUCGGGCAAAGUCCACUAAGGCUUGGUGUCCUUUCCCAUUUUCACGAAAAGCAAUAACCAUUCUAAGAAACUACAUUAAGAAAAAAGAAUCUCGAAGAAAAACAUAUGCACCUAAUUUGUUGCAAAAUGCCAUUUCGAAAGUUAAAAAUAAAGAAAUGACUUCGUAUGCUGCAUCAAAAGAAUAUGGUGUUCCAAGAAGUAAAAUUGCAAGACAUCUUCUAGGCAUAAAAUGCUCAAAAGUUGGUGAAGGGCGACCAAACCGAUUAUCUGCUGAUGCUGAAAAAGAUCUUGUUUCACUUUUAUCUGCAUUUUCUGAUUUUGGAUUUGGAUUAGAUAAAAAGCAAUUUAUGAAACUUGUUCAAACGUAUAUUGAAUUAAACGGAUUUCAGAAAAAAUUUGUUAAUGGUGUUGCUGGUGAUCAGUGGUUUUGUAAUUUUUUAAAUCGUUGGCAGAAAGAAAUAUCUAUAAGAACUCCAGAGCUUUUGACAUUAACAAGAGCCUUAGCUUGUAAUAAAACUGUAAUUGAUGCUUGGUUUUUAUUACUUAAAGCAACAUUGGAAAAAUGUGACAUUAUGAAUAGAUCUGCCCAAAUACUAAACUGCGAUGAAAGUGGGUUUUGCACUAACCCAAUAAAUAAAAAAAUUAUUUGCAAAAGAGGUAUUAAAAACCCUGUAUCUAUUGCUCCUGGAUCAGGAAAAGAACAGUUUACUUAUAAAGAGUGGAUGACUGGUGGACCAAAUGGUUCCUUAUAUGGGGUGACAAAAAACGGUUGGAUGGAAACAGAAGUUUUCACUGAAUACUUUAACCAUCUUGUUUUAUGGUUGAAAGACACACCCAAGCCUGUUUUGCUUAUCUUUGAUGGUCACAUUAGUCAUAUUUCUUUAGAAACUGUUAAAAAAACAGUUGAAAAUCAUAUAACUAUUUUGUGUUUGCCAGCACACUGUUCGCAUUUGUUUCAGCCACUUGAUGUAAGAGUCUUUCGCCAAGUUAAACAUGUAUGGCGUGAAAUUCUGGCCAAUUGGUAUACCGAGUCAAGGCUGAAGGUGGUUGGGAAAUCUGUUUUUCCAUCUUUAUUAAAAAAACUUUAUGAUACCUCCUUUAAGCCAGCUCAUUUAGUACAAUCCUUUGCCAAAACUGGAAUUUUUCCCUUUGAUCCAUCUGCUAUAGCAUCUGACAAGUUAAAUCCUUCUGAAAUCUAUGAACACCCUUUUUCUCAGAAAACAAAUAACUAUAAUAAUAACGUCCCUCAAAACAUCGUUUUAGACACCAAUGUCAAUGAUCAGAACGAUACUUAUUGUUCUACUGGAAAUAAAAUCAUUAGAGAAAUAGUGAAAGAACAGUUAAUGGCCACAAAGGGUGAUGGUCGUUCAUACAACAAACGACCUACAAAAAAAAUAAAAAGACACUAUGGAGCUGCUCAACUUACUAAACUAAGUGACACAUUAAAUUUUAAAGAAAACACUAAGGCUUAUGAAAAAACAGGCUUACUGGCUGAGAAAUUAAAGGAAUCAACUAAAAACAAAGAAUCUGAAAAAGUAAAUUCAGAAGAAAACUUUGAAAACAAAAAUGAUGAAAAAACUACAAAUAUAGCAGCAAUUAUGCAUCUAUUUAAAGCAAGUAUUGGUACUGGGAUACUGAGUCUUCCAGCUGCAUUUAAAGAUGGUGGAACAAUUGUUGGUCCACUUGGUCUAAUUUUGGUAGCUUUAUUAACAGCACAUUGCAUGCAACUGUUAAUUAACUGUUCACGCUUUAUUUGUAAAAAAUUUCAAUGUCAAUACCUUUCAUAUGGUGAAUUGGCAGAGUUAUGUUGCAAACCUUACCUAGGGGAUAAAAGUAGAUCCGCAAAAAAUAUUGUCGACAUAUCGUUAACAAUCAAUCAGUUAGGGAUGUGUUCAAUCUACAUAGUUUUUGUUGCAAAGACAGUUGUUGAAAUAUCUGCAACUAAAAUGAUUAUAGAUGCUAGACUAAUUAUUUUAGUUUUAACUCCUUUCGCUGUUUUGUUUUCGUUUGUGCGCAGUUUAGAGAAAAUUGCUUAUAUUUCUACAAUGGCUAAUGUGUUUUGUGUUUUUGGUCUUUUAAUGAUACUCCAGUUUCUUGGAAGAAAUUUAAAGAACCCAGGAAUCUACCCAAUGUUUGGCGGGUUUGGCAGUCUUCCAACUUUUCUUAACAUAGCACUUUUUGCUUUUGAUGGAAUUACUAUUGCUCUUCCGCUUUAUAAUGAAGUAAAACAUCCAGAAGAUUUUCCUGGUGUAAUCAAUAUUAGUACCGUGUUUGUUGCAGGAUUUAGUGUCCUGAUUGGAUUUUUUGGGUAUAUUGCAUUUGGUAAUAAUAUAUAUGGAAGUGUUACUUUAAACUUACCAGAUAAUUGGUUUUACAAUAUUGUAAAGUGUGCCUAUGCUGUUGGAACAUUUUUUUCAAUUUUUAUUAAAUUUUAUGUUCCGAUGCAAAUAAUGCUUCCAUUUCUUCUAUCGAAGUUUAAUGAAAAAAAAGUAAAUAAACUGGAUUAUCUAUUAAGAGCAGUUUUGGUGGUGAUCACAUGUUUAUGUGCGAUUGCGAUACCACAAAUAGAGAAUUUUAUAUCACUGAUUGGUGCUAUAACUGGCUCUGGUCUAGGAAUUAUUUUUCCUGUUCUCAUCCAUAGCGCUACUUUUCAUAAUGACGGUCUUUCAAAACUUGUUUUGGGAAAAAAUUUGUUUUUAAUACUGAUCGGAAUAGUUGCUUUUUUUAUUGGCACGUAUUCUUCUGUUAAAGCGAUCAUAAUUGGAUUUCGGUCUUCUAACAACACCUAUAUUUGAUAAUUUAGCUAAAUAUUUGUAAUAUAAAAAAAAUAGUCUAUAUUUUUGAAAGUAGAACAAAUAGUUGUAAUUUUUUAAAAAAGUUUUGUAAACAUUCAUACAGCACUCUUUAUGAAGUAAAAAGAAUAGAUGGUUUCAUA
Messenger RNA from Hydra vulgaris (swiftwater hydra), 4527 nucleotides. Lineage: Eukaryota; Metazoa; Cnidaria; Hydrozoa; Anthoathecata; Hydridae. The record is from RefSeq and is a predicted model, not a curated record.